Beauveria bassiana ARSEF 2860 is the source of this 531-nucleotide messenger RNA. RefSeq names its product AIG2-like family protein. Bases 1 to 531 code for a protein of 176 amino acids. The transcript has a single exon. The record is from RefSeq and is a predicted model, not a curated record. NCBI's taxonomy places the organism in Eukaryota, Fungi, Ascomycota, Sordariomycetes, Hypocreales, Cordycipitaceae. Gene Ontology annotation, molecular function: gamma-glutamylcyclotransferase activity.
AUGACUGAAACGUCUUCCCUUGGAAAUGCCACAACCAUCUACGUUGGCUUUGGCAGCAACAUGUGGAAGCAACAAGUAAAGACUCGCUGCCGCACUGCAGCAUACCUCGGCAUCGCCCGUCUGCCUGGCUAUCGCUGGUUCAUAGCCGCUCAGGGCGGUGCCAACAUCACUCUGGGGUCCGACGACGACGAUGAGGUCUGGGGUUUGGCAUACUCGCUGCAGCCCAGCGACGAAGCGGAGCUCGACGUAAUUGAGGGCGUGCCGACUCACUUUACAAAGAACAUAAUCCAGGCUCAGUUGUGGGAGCCGAUGGCAGCGGACGGCACUCAUCGAGCGGAUCCUGCUCAGCCAGGCAGGGCCGUUGGGGUGCUCGUGUACAUGAGUCAUGAGCGGAUUGCGACUGGGAAGCCGAGAGACGAAUAUGUUGUCCGCAUGAACCAUGCGAUUUCUGAUGCGUUGAGCUCGGGUGUACCUCUGUCAUAUAUUGAGAAUGUGUUGCGCAAAUGGAUUCCUGAUGAUAGUGUCGCGUAG